AUGGAAAAAACCAAAACCAAGCAAGGAGAGAAUGAACACAUGCCGGUGAAUAACCCUUCCACCCAGAUUUACCAGUUGCAGGCCCUGGCCUCGGAGCUGAAAACUGGCUUCACAGAAGCGAUGCAGGAACUGACGCGCAUCCAGCAUGGAGAAUAUGCUUUGGAAGAGAAGGUCAAGAGCUGCCGAUGUUCCAUGGAAGAGAAAGUCACCGAGAUGAAGAAUUCAUUAAACUACUUCAAGGAAGAGCUGAGCAACGCAAUGUCGAUGAUCCAGGCCAUCACUUCCAAGCAAGAAGAAAUGCAGCAGAAAAUCGAACAGCUUCAACAGGAAAAACGAAGGGAAUCGCGAAAGGUUAAAGCCAAGAAAACCCAAAAGGAAGAGCAUGGUGCACAGGCCGGACCUGCAUCUGCGCCUGGGCAAGCGCAAGGGAGCCCCUUCCGCUCCAUCAAUGUCCCCGAGUCGGGUCAUCCCAGUGAAGACUUCACCAACAUUUUGCCUUCUCAGACCUAUGAAAAAGCCCAAGAGUCCAGGUCUGUUCAUGUAGGAGAUGGCAACGUGAAGGGAAUGAUGGGCCCUGGAAUGACCCCAACAAAUCCAGAAGGAGAUGAAAACCUUAAGCCUUCUCUCUCAGCUGAGAUCCAGUCCAAGGGCCAUCACACGCCCGGCCUGUGGAGACAGCCUAAGGAUGGCAAAGAUUGGGGUGAGGAGUAUGUCACAAAAGAUCACCCAGAUAAACUCAAGGAGGCUGGCCAGGGCAGACACAGUUCCCUGGAAAAUGUCUUAUGUGAAACCUCUCUAGCUGCAAAAAGACAGACUGUGGCUCUGGAGCUGCUUGAAUCUGAGCGGAAAUACGUCAUUAACAUCUCUCUGAUCCUGAAGAUAAAGGCAACAUUCCAGGGCUCAGACGGAAAGAGGAAUUCCAAGGAGAGAAGCCUUUUCCCUGGCUCCUUGCGCUACCUUGUCCAGCAGCACUUGGAUUUGCUUCAUGCCCUGCAGGAGAGGGUCCUGAAAUGGCCACGCCAAGGAGUCCUUGGAGAUUUAUUCCUGAAGUUGACAAACGAUGAGAAUAAUUUCUUGGAUUAUUAUGUUGCCUACCUGAGGGAUUUACCCGAGUGCAUCUCCUUGGUUCAUGUUGUGGUUCUGAAGGAGGGUGAUGAGGAGAUCAAAUCCGACAUCUACACCCUGUUCUUUCACAUUGUGCAGCGCAUCCCGGAAUAUCUGAUUCAUCUCCAGAAUGUGCUGAAGUUCACAGAGCAGGAACACCCCGACUAUUACCUGCUCCUCGUGUGUGUCCAGCGCCUCCGCGUCUUUAUCUCUCAUUACACCCUGCUGUUUCAGUGCAAUGAAGAAUUGCUUAUUCAGAAACGGAAAAAGCUCAAAAAGUCGUCUAUGGCAAAGCUGUACAAAGGGCUGGCUUCCCAAUGUGCCAAUGCUGGCCAAGAUGCUUCCCCCGCUGCAGGCCCGGAGGCUGUUCGUGACAGUGGGAUCCAUUCAGAAGAGAUGCUCCAGCCCUAUCCUUCAGCUCCCACUUCUGCCCCCGCUGUUACACAUUUGAUGCCCCAGGCGAAGAAAGGCCAACAGCAGCAGAGCCUCAUGGAGAGCAUGCAGCCUGGGAAGCCGGGGGACUGGGAGAUGGAGAGCAGAAAGCACGAGCGGCCCGAGAGCCUGCUGGCCCCGGCGCAGUUUUGCGCGGCUGAGCAGGACGUGAAGGCGCUCGCCGGGCCGUUGCAGUCCAUCCCGGAGAUGGACUUCGAGCCGUCCCCGGCCGAGCCGCUGGGCAAUGUGGAGCGCUCGCUGCGCGGCCCGACCGAGCUCCUGCCCGACGCGCGCGGUUUCGUGCCCGCCGGCUACGAGGAGUUCGAGUACGGAGGCGAGAUCUUCGCGCUGCCCGCGCCCUACGACGAGGAGCCCUUCCAGGCGCCGGCGCUCUUCGACAACUGCUCGCCCGCCUCCUCCGAGUCCAGCCUGGACAUCUGCUUCCUGAGGCCCGUCAGCUUCGCCAUGGAGGCCGAGCGGCCCGAGCACGCGCUGCAGCCGCUGCCCAAGAGCGCCACGUCGCCGGCGAGCAGCAGCAGCGCCUACAAGCUGGAGGCGGCGCAGGCGCAGGCGCACGGCAAGGCCAAGCCCCCCCAACAGAGGUCCCAAAGCGAAAAACAGACCUAUUUGGAAGUAAGGAGGGAGAUGCACUUAGAGGAUGCCACCCGAUUCUGUCCCAAGGAAGAGAGAGAGAGUGAGCAGACUUCUUUCAGCGAUCAAAAUCCCAGGCAAGACCAGAAAGGGGGCUUUCGCAGCUCCUUCCGCAAGCUCUUUAAAAAGAAGUCCAGUGGAUCAGAAUACAGGGAAAAAACUAAUGAGAGCCCCUCACUGGAUCCUUCACCCACCAAACAAGACUUCUUCAGAAACCGACUUGCUCUUGCAAAUGACCUUGACCAAGGAACAGCUGUGUAAACACAUUUACAGUUGUAUUGUCAAGUGGUAAGAGGAGGGUAAAAGCUUGUAUAUAUCUCUGCAGGAAUAUAUAUAUAUAUAUAUCAAUGUAUAAAUCCCUGAGGAAAACUAAUAUAAAUAUUUACAUAUGAAACUAAAUCAAUAUGAAGAGAUGAAGAUUAGUCUAUGGUUAAGACUUGGCUUAAUGAACCUCAACCCUUGGAAAAGGGAAAUGAAGACUUUUCCCAUCAUUACGGAAAACCAGUAAAUCUGGAGGAAAAUAAAUGUUUGUGAGAACAAAAGCUUGCACCUUGAGCUCAUUCCCCAAGAAGAAGAAUAAGCAUGUUCAUUUUU
This is a messenger RNA of Myodes glareolus (Bank vole), 2781 nucleotides long. The record is from RefSeq and is a predicted model, not a curated record. NCBI's taxonomy places the organism in Eukaryota, Metazoa, Chordata, Mammalia, Rodentia, Cricetidae.